This is a messenger RNA of Carcharodon carcharias (great white shark), 8939 nucleotides long. Its product is annotated as F-box/LRR-repeat protein 20. The coding region runs from base 123 to 1391 and encodes 422 amino acids. The record is from RefSeq and is a predicted model, not a curated record. The transcript is spliced from 16 exons. Gene Ontology annotation, molecular function: protein binding. Gene Ontology annotation, biological process: SCF-dependent proteasomal ubiquitin-dependent protein catabolic process. NCBI's taxonomy places the organism in Eukaryota, Metazoa, Chordata, Chondrichthyes, Lamniformes, Lamnidae. Gene Ontology annotation, cellular component: SCF ubiquitin ligase complex.
GGUCCAAUCAGGUGCGAGGAUGUUGGCAGAGAGCGAUUUUAUAUUUUGUGAUUGAGCUACGUUCGAAGAAAACCAUACCAGAAGAUAUCUGUCUAUCUCUCUUGUGUAUAACACCACUUCCUAUGUUCUCGAACAACGAUGAAGCUGUGAUAAACAAGAAACUCCCAAAGGAACUUCUGCUCCGAAUAUUCUCCUUUCUGGAUGUGGUCACCUUGUGUCGCUGUGCUCAGGUUUCCAGGUACUGGAAUGUCCUGGCACUGGAUGGCAGUAACUGGCAAAGAAUCGACCUGUUUGACUUCCAAAGAGAUAUAGAGGGCCGAGUGGUAGAGAAUAUUUCCAAAAGAUGUGGUGGAUUUUUACGGAAGCUUAGUCUGCGUGGAUGUCUCGGAGUGGGUGAUAACUCUUUAAGGACAUUUGCUCAGAACUGCAGGAAUAUUGAACAGUUAAAUCUGAAUGGAUGCACAAAAAUCACAGAUGCAACCUGUACUAGUCUAAGUAAAUUCUGCUCCAAGCUAAGAAGUCUAGACCUAGCUUCAUGCACAUCUAUCACAAACCUUUCUUUGAAAGCUCUGAGUGAGGGGUGUCCACUCCUAGAACAGCUGAAUAUAUCCUGGUGUGAUCAGGUGACGAAGGAUGGGAUACAGGCACUGGUGAGAGGCUGCGGUGGAUUGAAGGCUCUGUUUCUUAAAGGAUGCACGCAGCUAGAAGAUGAAGCUCUGAAAUACAUUGGUGCUCACUGUCCUGAGCUAGUCACACUGAACCUACAGACUUGCUCCCAAAUCACAGACGAGGGACUGAUUACAAUUUGCAGAGGAUGUCAUAAACUACAGUCACUCUGCGUCUCUGGCUGCAGUAAUAUCACCGAUGCUAUUUUGAAUGCAUUAGGACAAAAUUGCAUUCGACUUAGGAUAUUAGAGAUUGCUAGAUGUUCACAGUUAACAGACGUGGGAUUUACGACGUUAGCCCGGAAUUGCCAUGAACUUGAGAAGAUGGACCUGGAAGAAUGUGUUCAGAUUACAGACAAUGCUUUAAUUCAGCUUUCCAUCUACUGCCCACGGCUUCAAGUAUUGAGUUUAUCGCACUGUGAACUGAUCACUGAUGACGGAAUUCGACAUCUUGGGAAUGGGGCCUGUGCUCAUGAUAGAUUGGAAGUGAUUGAGUUAGAUAACUGUCCGCUGAUCACUGACGCAUCACUCGAACAUCUAAAGAACUGUCACAGUCUGGAGAGGAUAGAGCUGUAUGACUGUCAGCAGAUAACACGUGCUGGGAUCAAGAGACUUCGGACACACUUACCGAACAUCAAAGUCCAUGCUUACUUCGCCCCAGUGACCCCUCCUGCAUCAGUGAGCGGUGGUCGCCAGCGUUUCUGCAAGUGCUGCAUUGUCCUAUGACACCAGCUUUCUUUUUUCCAAAUCUAUUUAAAUAGCAUUAGAAUGGAGACGAUUGAAUGCGUCAUCAGUGGUGAUCCUGGUUGAUUGUUGGACUGUACAGUAAGGCUGUCCAGUCAUUGUGGCUGUGACUGAUCACUUGGUUACUGGGCAGCGUAGGUGAUGCCCGUGUCUGUGGAUGCAGCCACAUACUAGUUCUGUCACUGUAUGAUUCAAUUCAGAGAUUUCCCAAGAAUAUGGAUAAUUUAUUUUUUUUAAAUCAAUGUUGGAUUAAAAAAAUUUUGGUUUUCAUGUAUUGCAGUGGGGGAAAAAUUUUAACCUGUUUUCAAAUUAUAUAAUCUAAGAUGGCAGCACCAGAGUGCUGCGUGACAUAACCACCUUUAAAACUGUGUACUAACCCUUUUGCCCACUAGUCUCACUUUACACAGUAAAGGAGGGGAAUUGUACAACUGAGUUCUUGGCUCCAAAGUUUUGUAUAGAGUUUGUUGGUCCAAACCUGCAGUAUAUCCUGCUAUUGCUUCCAUGGAAAAGAGGCAGUUGGAUGGCAUUUUUAGCAGUACAACUCGCAAGCUUAUUCAGUAUUGCACAGCUCGUCCUAUAACUCUGCCCUCCAAAAGAUAGCUGCUUUUCUUCUUUUGAAGUAUUCUGAAUGUUUUGUUUCUUUUUAAAGAAAUUUUCUUGUUUCUCCCCACCUGAACGCAUUGACUCCUUCCAUACCACACACAAGCGGCCAGUGUUGAUGUGUGAGUUGCAACUGUGAGUUUGGCAGGCUGUUUGAGGUUGUGGGUUCAGUUCAGGCACAAACCUGACCUCAUUUGACAUUUGGCCAGGGUUGCUGGGUAGAAAUGCAGAUCAGAAACCCAAGUGGAAAUUCUUUCCAGUGACUGGGUGGCUGAAACCAAUUGUAUUCUACCCGUCCUCUGGCUGAAAUCAGCAAACUCAGCACAGAAGAUAGAACAAACCUUGUAUGGCCCAGCUACUAGCUAUAUCAUUCUCUAUCAGUUCUGAGUAUCAAAACAGGGUAGCAGUUUCUAUAAUUCAAAGAAUACAGAACUAAGAUUGCAGUAUUUCUCCAGUCAUUUCUAUUUGACUAGCACUGUAUAACUCCACAUCGACACUCCCAAGCUUGUGGUUCCUGUUUCAGUUAAGACACUGGAGAGCCACACCAUGUGUAAGUUGCUUUUCCAUAUUCAUAGGAUCUAAAAUAUGCAUGAAACCGCAUCUCAAGAUGUUAGGGCUGGAACCAAAUGCAAUUAACAAUUUUAAAAUUAAAUUGCGCAAUGAAUAUAGAAGGUCUUCAUGUUUUUCACUUCAGAGAUUUGCGGGUGAUGGUGAAGCUAGGCGUGUAUCAUUGUGUUCAUGUUUUACAUAUUUUACUGUGAGUUUACAGGACCUUGCUUGAAGUUCUGAGAUCAGUGAUGCAUUCCUGAACUAAAUCUUCAUUGCAAAAACAUCUUGAAAGUAUUUACCAAUGACUGGCAGCACAACUGAAGUCUUUUAGUGCUUAGGUCGAAGAACCCACGACCCAUACCAUCAGAUCCACAAACCUUUUAGUUUCUGGACAAAAUUUUUGAUGAGGUGAAACUAUUCAAGGGAGUGAAACAUGCUAUAGGCUGGGUUUUGGAGGAGCAAAGGUUGGAGCUGUUUCUAUAUUAAUGGUUUGUCUCAGCACUGUUUUAUCAGUAAGUCUGGAAUUAUUGAGAAGUCACCCACGUUGCUUCUGAAUACAAAGGCACAAUAUCUGCACAGUGGUGAGUGGAACUAGCCAUUGGAAGAUGAGAAGGACAGUGACCUCCAAAACACCCUUUACAAAUCAAUAGCACAGGGAAUACUUAGCAGAACAAAUAACGCUCAUUGCAGUAGAUGCAUAUUUCCCAGCAAUUGUAUGUAAGAUGAAAGUAAUGAUGAGAAAACUUUUAUGUUAUUGUGUUUAUUUAUAUCCUCUUUGCUAUUCAUAUGUUUACACGUUUAAAAAAAAUGGAAUCCUCUUUACUAGUUAACGUCUGAUUUUUUUUGGGGAUGCUCCCGAUUGGCUGCUGUAACUUUGGUGAGAGAUCGGCAUCUACACAUUUCCAUUUACACAUAAGAUCAGGGUUUACACUGAUUUUCUGAAGAUGCAGCAGUCAUUUGAGAGAAGCAGUUAAAUUCCUGCCAGAGCACAUUUUCUAAGUUCCACCACUGGCUGUGUCCUGCCUGUGUUCCAGACUCUGUUUCUGUUAAUCUUGACUUAACUUUCAGUUCACUUGCAACUGCAUUUCUUUUUGAUUGUCUAAACUGCCAGUUUUUGUCUCAUUUUUUUCUUCCCUAUUCUAGAUGUUGCCUAGUGGGAAUGCCUUUGUACUGAUGGGCUUUUAACUACAGCUAUAUGUAUUGGCAGUUGGUUUGCAUGCUACAUUCAUAAUGUGCUGGUAGGAUAUAUGUUAAAUAUCCGUGCAAGUCAUUCUGUACUAACUUAUUGUCAACCCUGCAUCAUCCAAUUAACCCACCACUUUUCCCAGUGUUGGGAAGUCCUGGAGUCUUUUGUUGAUGGUUAAGAGAAAAAUACUGCAUCUGCUUCUAGUAUAAUACCCUACCAUGUACUUCAGAUUCUGGAUCUUGAGAUCAGGCUGUGCAAGCACAAAGCGGAGAUUGAAUUCUCAAACAUAGAAUUUUUGUUUGGCCCUUCUGUUCAGUAUUUCCAGAUUAAAACCUGAUCUCCUGGUCUGAUCAAUGUCCCUGUGGGUUGUUUGUCUCUGUCUGUCUUUCUCAGCACCUUGGGAUGUUUUACUAUGUUAAAUGCACUAUAUAGGUGGAAGUUGUAUACUUUUUUUUCUUCUUCUGACUAUCAGGUCAUCUCAAAGGCACCCACAGCUGCUGGCUCUUGCACCUAUUCAUCUAAAGCUGUUGACUUGGUUCCUGUUGUAUCUUCUGUUAGAAUAACAUCCAGGGCCACACAUUUGGUAAAUUGAUAGAUCUUUAGAACUCACAGCCAUCGGCACUAAUGUAAGACCAGUUUUAUCAGACACACUCCAACUUUUUUGGCAUUGUCUUCAGCAUCUCGUGUAUGGUUUUAUUGCUCCUUUGUGCAUUGAUCAUUCCCUGCUUCGGUCUGGAUAUUCUGCAUACCGUAGCAUCUGAACAAAUCAUCUAGAAGUCAACAAGCAGGGAUGGAUGGUUUCUUUGAAUGGUAGAACAGACUCAGUGGCCUACUUCCAUGUUCCUAUGAGUUGUGAUUCAAAGCUGCUUGCCUGAUCAUAAUCUAGUCUGGUUGGACAUCCAUAAUAAAUAAGCCUGUCUUAAAUUAGUGCCCUUGCAGGAGUAAGGGAGGGAACUUGAGUAUGUUUUUGGAUGGAUUAACUAAGAGAAGCUGAUUGGCCUCUCUUGCCCCAUAAUUAUCUUGGUAACUGCAGUCUAAUUCUGAAACAGCACCACAGUGGUAAAAUUGGUAAAUGUAUCAAUUGGUACUGGCAGAUUUUGUACAUGUAAUUAAUCCUCGCUGAAUUAUAGAACUUGGCCAUUAUCUCGAAUGGAGCAGACUUGAUCCUGUUCACCAAAGGGGAAUAAAGUGUAGAAAAUGCAUCUUUAACUAAUGUACACUUCCAGGGAUGCUUGAGGAAGCGGGCUUGGGUCAGCUGGUGAGAAUCAAACGGUAAUCUCCUCAUGGACUUGAUGCCAAGUGAUAGUAGAAAACCAAUAUGAUGUCAAUCCAGAAAUGCAUCUAAAUUGUUCUACACCAUGGUAUCAAAUGCAGUUUUGGGCUGUUAUGACAGAUGGGUACAUUUGGCAUUUGCUGACUCCUGGCCAGGCUGUCAUUAGAAGUAUUGUAGUCCAAGAAUUGAAUAGCAUUGGCUAGUACUGAAGCAGAGUGUUGUUCUAUUGGGCCAGUGCAGAUCUUGACAUUUUUUUUCAUUGGGGGUGUCCUUUAUCUUCCCUUGAAGCACCCUAUAUGAUGGAGUCUACCUUUGUGUAGGAACAGGCUAAGACCAUGAGGUAGAUCUAGCAAGUAGCAGUGAUGUGUUUGUAAGAUAAGUAGCACAAACAAACCUUGACCAUCACCUGCAGUAAAAGUCCUACUGCACUGUAAUGUUUAAAGCCUUUGUGGGCUUCAAAGCAGACAUAGUCAGCACUGUCUUAUCAUAACUAAUGCAAAAACAGAUAUUGCUGAAUAUCAGGCCAUCAAGGCCAUGGGUGGGAUCACCAAAGCAACAAUAAUUUAGAGGGAUUGAAAAAUGAAACAAACAGUAGCAAGAUCUUUGCAAGUUGGCAAUUUGAAAUCGGGAUGGACUCUGACUGGGAAAGGUACCCUCACUACUCACCUAACAUGAUGCAGACACAGUGGAACUAAUGGGGAACCUAUGCUGCCAUUCCCAGCACAUGCAGGGCUUUCAAGAGCCUGUGAAUGGAGGGUGUCAUGUCCAUAAGUAUAGCACACCAACACCAUGGGAUGCAAUUUCCCAGACCAGGUGUGGAGAAUCCUGAUAGGGUUUUUUGCUCUCUCUAGAAUGUGGCAAUAUCAAAUAGAAAUGACUAAUGUACCUGCAUGUGUAGUUUAUUAAGUGGCAUAUCAUCAUGUGAUCUUUAAAUUAGAAAGGUCCGCCAUAUCUUCCUCUUGGAGUCUCCUGCGGCCCAGUGGGAUCUACCUUCUAUACGGUUAUAGAACUUGGAGCUCAUGUAAGCUCUUUCUUAUGGAAGAACCUUCAAGGAGUGAACGGGUUAACAAAGGAAACUGAAGAAUUAUGUGGAAGUGUCAAAGAAUAGAAACCCAUGGCCACCUUAUAUCGCAUCAUGUGUUGGCGAAAAAAUCGUUGCAGAAAGGGAGUGGUUAGGGUGAAGUGGCACGGGGGUGGAUGGGAAAUGAAGUAUUAUUAAAUGGCACCUCUGCACCUCCUAGAUCAGAUAAGUGGAAGAUCUCAUCAGAUGAAGCUUCUUCGCAGAGUUGCUUUGAACAGUGAGAGAUUAAUUCCUUGUAAAAUGUGAGAAUACCACUGAAAAAUGACCUUUUCAGUUCAGUGUUAAUUUCACAACUUUCUGAAGAUCACUAUUGCAGCAUAGGAUAUGGACGUGUUACUGACAUAGUUGCUGAUUGCUCUCCUAAUAUGGCUAAGGCACAAUAUCAAGUUAAUAUAGUAGGAGAUCUGAUUUGUGAUAUGCCUGUACUGUGCUUUCUCCAGAAUGCAAAUAUUGGUUUACGCUUUUGAAUUCAAAAGCACAAAACUAUCCCUAGAUACUGAGUUAACUUGGUAAUCCUGGUGAUUAACCAGUUGACUUUUUGUGUUAUGCUUCAACUGUCCAGCCGAAGCUGUAUUUAGCAAGACAGUAACCUUUUACUGUGAGAUCAGUUGGUUUUAAUUUUUAACUGUUACAGCUGCAAAGCUUUGCUAUGCAAUUACUUGCUAUUUCCAUUUGAAAUCAAGCAAUAUAGUCGUAGGCAUAUUGGAAAUUGUGAAUAAUCCACAGUGGAACAUAGUCUAACCUUAAAAUGUUUACAUUUUGUUUUGGGUGGGUGGUGGAUGGGUGGUGGAGGAAAACUGAGAGCCUUCUUACAAUGUGACAUUAUAGAAAAUAGAGAGUAAUUCACCUCCACUUUUUAAAAAUGACAGUACCAGUCUUCUGGUUCAACUUAAUGCUGAUCUAGGUGUUCUGUUUGAUACUGUGUUCAGCAUGAUCACUGCAACCGUACAUGUGCAACUCAUUAAACAUUAGAAUAUUUUUAGAUCUUGAGUGGAAAAUGUAGGUAUUAAAUGGCUUUUAAAUCUUUUACGUUCUUCAAAUUUUAACAGAUUUGUUGAGGUAGUUGAAGUGAACAAAGUGAUCACAAAACAUUUAUUUUUAAAGUUAUGAAUUAAAAUUGGAUUCAUAAUGAGAAAAUACCCUGGAAUGUUGAUUGGAACCAUCACAAGCAAAAGCAAUUAAACCUCCUGCUGUGAAACACCAUUUCAGCCUGUAAUUCUAAAGUAUGUUGCCUCUAUAUUUCCAGUGCUUUCAACUUCCAAUUUCCAUUGAUUUCGAUGGAAAAAAGUCUAGUCUUGUUCUUCUGCAAUCCUUCCUUCUCCCCUCAGUAUGAAUGAAACAAUUGAAUUGAGUGUACUGGAUGAUCAACUGGACCUUUAUUUAGACUGCAUGCCCUGGACCAAGAAAUGGAAGUAUCAGCCAGGAAAGUCUCAUUUCUAACCACCUUGCAAUGAUCUGUUCUUUAGGGUGGAUGUUGAGUGGAUCGCUUGGACUGUGAGGCCCAUCAUAUUUAAACAAUCUGUAGAGGUUUGUGUGUGUUGAAUGGCUGCUUGUGCGAGGGAGCUAUAACUCAAUGUGGGUCCAGCCAUCAGGAGAGGAGGGGAGAGAAUUGACAAAUUGAAGUCACAUUGUAUUUUCAAUGUAAACCUGUGUGUACACGCAAACAUCCUAGUGUUCACCUUUGGUACAAGCUUAAUUUCUGACAUAUACUUGAGGAGUUUGCUGUAAUGAACAAAUGUAAUGUGAUGUAGAGAGUGGGUGAAAGGGUUAACCUGAUCAGAAGAAAAAUUACUACCUUUUUAAAGCUACAGCAUAAUCUAAGGAGCUGAAACAUUGUUUUAACAUGCGGUGAAACAGUGCAGUUCAUUUAUUUAUGCAAGGUAAGGCUACUUGAAGAAAAAUCAUUUUAAGAAUGUACAUAUUUUGUAAUAAUGAAGAAAAAAAAUUUUAAAAAAUUCAAUAGUGUGAUGUGCAGCCUUAAUCACCAAGGUUAUUCUCUUUAUAAAUUAUGUGAGAGAUUGAAGUCAUUAGUUAUUGAGGAUGUGACUCCUGACAGACAUACUCUAGUCCCAGUGCUGCUGCCUGUGGAAGGGAUAAUGAUACACUUCAGUAACAGGGAGUGGUUGGAGUGUAUGCAAAUGUGUAGAACUAUUUUUCUCUGCAUUUUUUUUUUACAUUAGUACUUUUUUUUUCCUCCAUGAAAUGAGAAUUAAACAAGUUUCAAGCAAACCUGGUCCAGAGCCAGUUUACAGUGAGGCCUGUAUGGUUGUUCAGCAAAAUAAUGUCAGAGGUUGUUCCCUGUCGCUAAACUGAUGUAUGAUGAUUUCCUUCCUUCUGUGUAGCUCCUGUGUAUGUCUCACCUGGUGGGACUAUCCAUAGAUUGGAUGGAGAUAAACCUGUGAUUCAAAGUUGGGUGUGUUUUUUCUUUGACCAUUCCCAUGUGUAAUUUUCUGAAAGUCAUUGUUGAAUCUAGAGUUUUUUUUCUCCCUUUUUUUAUGUUUUAACCCUUCAUCAAAUUUCAACCACUAAAGUGAGUAAAGACUGUCAGCUGUCUGUCUCAUUUCUCAAUACCAAGGUGGGUAGGGUGAUUUCAUUGCUGCAAGAGUCCAUACAGGCCUUACUAAUGAGAAAUAACCUGACAAUUUGUGUUUCAGCUUUGAAAGAAUGUGUUACAUUUAAAUGUUAAAUUUGGUAAAUAGGUUGAAAUCUUGUUAAAUCCCUUAUAUAAAAACCUGUGUUGUACAUACUGUAUUCCAAUUAUAUUGUAAUCUGUGCUAAUAUUCUCAAACACUGAGUGUUCAUAAUAUAAUGCCAAUGUAUUAAAUAGUGGAGUAUUUCCUU